UACUUCGUCAAAAAGAUUUCUCGUGGAACCGUAAAACGACGUAUUGCAUAGAUGGCGGCACCUACUAUCCGUCUAUGGCAGCGCCCGUGAAACAGUCGUGAGAUUUACAUUUGCUUCUAAAUCGACAUGGUUUUCCUAACCGCCGUCAGGUUUCUACGCCAGCCUAGUCCCGACAGUUGGUGGAAGCGAAAUAGAAUAUUUCAGAUGUCAAAAUAUUUCUAUGGCAGGAACAGGAAUUGUUAUUCGCUUGCAAUCAGAGCUGUCCACAAGGCACUGGAUCGGGCGCGUGUGACUCGAGUAGCGCAAGGAAGUGACGCGCGGCAGCUGGCCAUCACUAGAAUUCAUUCAGCUGCGCUGGAACAUGGAAUGGAGUACCGCAUCUUCAUAUCAAGUUUAAACAAGUGUCACAUUGCCUUAAACAGACCCAUUCUCUCUAGUCUAGCCAUAUACGAACCACGAACAUUCAAGAGUUUGGUGGAGUUGUGUCAGACGAAGUCGAUCGAGGAUGGCCUCGACACGUUGAACAAGCGUCCGGAGCACAUCAUAACGAGGGGCAUGUUGUGAUGGCUGCUGCCCAGACCGCAGACAGCACCCUUUACCGGUUCCUGCCCUCUCGACAGCACCCCCUGCUGGAUUCUACCCUUUGACAACGCCCCCUGUUGGUCUCCGCCUCUCGAUAGUGACAAACGAGCAUUGAAAGAUCGUUCGUGAUCCUCGGAUUCUCGACUUGGCAUCCGUUAGGGUUGCCAUGGCGACGAGAUGCCUGCGGUUCGCUAACUUUGACGUAAGCGCGUGUGUACGACUAUGGCAGUCAGGUUUGUAUUAGCUUCGUUAUCGUGAGUGUUUUGAAAUGUAGUGUGGUGUAAAUAUGGGAACGGGGGUGGGGGAGUGGUGGAUGAAACACACGUGAGAUUCAUCCAAUUACCGAACCACACUUUAGCAGCCGAAGUGUUGUCUAGAUUCCAACGAGCGCGCGCGUAUUUUGCUCACACCUCCAGAGGGAGGAAGCGACCGUGUUAGCUCUCGUGCAUAUUUCGACGCUACAUCUUCUCACACGUCGUAUUACCGAGAUAUCACGUCAUAUCGUCGAUGGCCGAGCGGAGAUGCGGGCGCGGUUUUCGUGAGAGGACGCACACCAUUGCUAAAUAUACUUAUAGGGACUUUGGAACCCGAACAAUCUGGUUUUCUUCCUGGGGAAACGAAACGAGGGUGUGGGUUCAUGUGACGUGGUCGCGUUACGUUGUAUGUAGUAAUCGUAUAUUUCGUUUUAGGAAAACAUUGAGAGUAUCUAUAUAAUAA
Priapulus caudatus is the source of this 1299-nucleotide messenger RNA. RefSeq names its product 39S ribosomal protein L20, mitochondrial-like. The coding region runs from base 127 to 564 and encodes 145 amino acids. Gene Ontology annotation, molecular function: rRNA binding; structural constituent of ribosome. NCBI's taxonomy places the organism in Eukaryota, Metazoa, Priapulida, Priapulimorpha, Priapulimorphida, Priapulidae. The record is from RefSeq and is a predicted model, not a curated record. Gene Ontology annotation, biological process: translation; ribosomal large subunit assembly. The transcript is spliced from 6 exons. Gene Ontology annotation, cellular component: ribosome.